CGCUCUCUUCUAAAGAGAAAUAUGAUAGAGUGUGUAUGUGUGUGUUGAUCGCUCUAGUUGCCGGUAGUAUUCAGCCAAGCUAUAACCAAACACUUGUUGGAUUUUAUUUUUUAUUACAUAUAAACCAAUUUGAGAACAAAUAUGCCGCAUUACAAGCUGACAUACUUCAAUGUGAUGGGUCUGGGUGAACCCAUUCGAUUUCUCUUGAGUUAUGGAGAUCUUGAAUUUGAAGAUAUUCGUGUUGAGCGUGAAAAUGAGUGGCCUAAAAUGAAAAAAAGCACUGCUUUUGGACAGCUACCAAUUUUGGAAAUUGAUGGUGAAUCAUUUUCUCAGACAUUGCCAAUUUGUCGUUACUUGGGAAAACAACUGAAUUUGAUUGGAAAAACUGAUCUUGAUGCACUAAAAAUUGAUGGGGUUGCAAAUGCUCUACAUGAUUUACGAAAAAAUGUUGCUAUGUUCUAUCGUGAAACUGAUCCUGUUAUAAAAAAACAAAGAAAAGAAGAAUCUGUCAAUGUUACUGUUCCUUUUUAUCUCGACAAGUUGGAAGAGUUGGCAAAGACCAAUGGUGGAUAUUUUCAUGGCGGAAAGCUGAGCUAUGCAGACAUCUUUUUCGUUGCAAUCCACGAUUCUAUAGCAAAUGCCUGUGAAAUUCCAGUAACUGAAAAUCGUCCAAGCCUUAAAUCUCUCAGAGAAAAAGUUCUAGCUCUACCUGGCAUCAAAUCCUGGAUAGAAAAACGUCCCAAGCUUCAAUUUUGAGAUCAAAUUGUAUUUUUUUUUUAACCAUAAAAAGCUGUAUCUGAAAAAAUAAAAUAAAAAUUGUCAAUGUAAAAAUACAAAAUGUUAAAAAAUGUUA
Messenger RNA from Aphidius gifuensis, 853 nucleotides. It is a transcript of the gene GstS4, whose product is annotated as glutathione S-transferase-like. The record is from RefSeq and is a predicted model, not a curated record. Gene Ontology annotation, biological process: glutathione metabolic process. NCBI's taxonomy places the organism in Eukaryota, Metazoa, Arthropoda, Insecta, Hymenoptera, Braconidae. Gene Ontology annotation, molecular function: glutathione transferase activity. The transcript has 5 exons. Bases 142 to 756 code for a protein of 204 amino acids.